This is a messenger RNA of Drosophila serrata, 868 nucleotides long. RefSeq lists its product as uncharacterized. Lineage: Eukaryota; Metazoa; Arthropoda; Insecta; Diptera; Drosophilidae. The record is from RefSeq and is a predicted model, not a curated record. Gene Ontology annotation, molecular function: ubiquitin protein ligase activity. Gene Ontology annotation, biological process: protein ubiquitination.
GUCGAGCAGUAACACGGCGCCGACACGUUUGAAUAUAUAUAUAUAAAGCAAAAUCUAAUCAAAUCGAAUUAUAGUUAAACCAAAAUCGGUAUAGAAUCUUAACGAAAUGAGCAGCAACAAUGUGAUCUGUACGAUCUGUGCGGAACGGUAUCGCAACUCGGACAAUAUACACGCCGGAAGCUGCGGGCAUGUGUUCCACGAGGAGUGCCUCUUUCGCUGGAGGGAGCAAUCAAGGACAUGUCCCAUUUGCCGCUCUGAGAAUGCCGCCUACUUCCAGCUUUAUCUGAGCUUUGACAGCAGCAGUCCCAGUAACAGUGCCAGCAGCAGCAGCAGCAGCAACCACAAUGACAGCAGCAGCAGCAGCAACAGCAACAACAGCAGCAACAGCAGCAGCAACAGCAGCAGCAGCAGCACAACCUCUAAAGACCUGAGCUCUGGUUUAAUGCGGGAGUACGAACUUCUGUUAUAUGAAAAGGACCUUUACCAGCAGGAGAUCAAGUAUUUGAAUCAUCGCAUAGGACAGCUAACCCUAAACAAUUCAGCUUGUAGGCUAUCAGAGUCGGACUCCGAUACAGAUUCCGAUUAAAAACUAUAUAGAUAAGACGAAUUUACUUUAGACACAGUUGAAUUCCAACUACAACUGAAAACUAGGCACAACAAAGAAGGCUAAAAAGGCAAACAUAAGAAGCGCACGAGCAACUAUAAAUAUAAUUUGUAAAACUUAAAUUUUUUUUAAAAUUAGUAAACGAUUACUCUGUUUUGGCGCUCUAUUAGAUAGUUAUCGCACUCCUUGGUUCAUGCUCGAUCGAUACAAAUAUCGAGUGCUCGAUCGAUACAAAUAUCGAGUGCAAGAUUUGUUAUCAAAUAU